AUGCGCUACCCCGUGCUUCCCCCCCCUACGAGGCAUGUAUCCUCCACAUCAGACCACUCCUGCUUCCUCGCUAUAUGAAUGUACCGCGCUGUCGACUCUUCCCAGCUGAACAGGCGACUCUACCGUAGGUUUGGUGUUUGUCCGGCCCACCGCAGCCGCCCCGGCAGCUGUGCUCUCUGCUCCUCAAGGCGGUCCCCGGCAUGACCUCCCCUUUCUGCGAUUCUACCGAGAUUCGCUAAAUGGGAUUCGUGGCUUGCCCGAGAUUUCCGCAGCCACUGGCCAUCCGCUUUCAUUAUUUCUCUAAUGAGGACAGCCAUAAGGAUUUAACUCGGUUCCUCGCUGCGCGUCUCUGAUUUUUGGGCUAAAUCUCCAGACGCGUCAAAGGUCUGCACAUGGGGGCGGGCAAGAGCAAGCCCAAGGAGCCGGGCCAGCGCUCCAUGAGCCUGGACGGCACCAUCGGCACAGGCUCAGACAGCGGGCACUUCCACCACCUGGGCCCCGCCCAGCAGACCCAAACACCAAACAGGAGCCCUGCAGUUGGGACAGGCAGGCGGGGGCAUCAAGGGCAGCACCAGCAUGCCCCAACAAACACUCCUGAACUGGCUCUCUUUGGAGGGGUAGACCACACAGGCACCAUCACCUCGCCUCAGAGAGGACCUCUGUCAGGAGGUGUCACUACAUUUGUGGCGCUGUAUGACUAUGAGUCACGGACAGCGUCUGAUCUGACCUUUAGGAAAGGCGACAGGCUGCAGAUUGUCAACAACACGAAAAAGUACAGCUUCAGAGAAGGGGACUGGUGGCUCGCCCGCUCCCUGACGACAGGAGAGAGUGGUUAUAUCCCCAGCAACUAUGUGGCUCCGUCAGACUCCAUCCAAGCAGAAGAGUGGUAUUUUGGGAAGAUCACUCGGCGUGACUCAGAGAGGCUCCUUCUGAACUUACAGAACAGACGAGGAACCUUCUUGGUGAGGGAGAGUGAGACCACUAAAGGGGCAUAUUGCCUGUCAGUGCUGGAUUAUGAUAACACCAAAGGCCUGAAUGUUAAACAUUACAAGAUCAGGAAGCUGGAUAGCGGAGGUUUCUACAUCACCUCCCGCACCCAGUUCACCAGCCUUCAGCAGCUAGUCUUCCACUACCGCAAGCACUCUGAUGGGCUGUGCCACGCUCUAUCAGACGUGUGUCCUGUGGCCAAACCUCAGACCCAGGGACUGGCCAGGGACGCCUGGGAGAUUCCGAGAGAGUCCCUCCGCCUUGACCUUAAACUGGGACAGGGCUGCUUUGGAGAGGUCUGGAUGGGUACGUGGAAUGGUACAACACGGGUAGCCAUUAAGACCCUUAAGCCUGGCACCAUGUCUCCAGAGGCCUUUCUUCAAGAAGCACAGGUCAUGAAGAAGUUGAGGCAUGAGAAGCUGGUCCAGCUGUAUGCUGUUGUAUCUGAGGAACCUAUCUACAUUGUGACAGAAUAUAUGAGCCAAGGUAGCUUACUGGACUUCCUUAAAGGGGAAGCAGGAAAGUUGCUUCGUCUGCCUCAGCUAGUAGACAUGUCUGCUCAGAUUGCAGCAGGCAUGGCCUAUGUGGAGAGGAUGAACUACGUCCACAGAGACCUGCGUGCUGCCAACAUCUUGGUGGGAGACAACCUGGUGUGUAAAGUGGCUGACUUCGGUCUGGCAAGACUCAUUGAAGACAAUGAGUACACUGCUAGACAGGGAGCUAAGUUCCCAAUCAAAUGGACCGCACCGGAGGCAGCUCUGUACGGUCGUUUCACCAUCAAGUCAGAUGUCUGGUCGUUUGGUGUGCUGCUCACAGAGCUGGCAACUAAAGGCAGAGUCCCCUAUCCAGGUAUGGUUAACCGGGAGGUGCUUGACCAGGUGGAGCGAGGCUACAGGAUGCCCUGCCCAGCAGAGUGCCCCAGCUCCUUGCACGAGCUCAUGCUUUCCUGCUGGAGGAAGGACCCAGAAGAGAGGCCUACGUUUGAGUACCUGCAGGGCUUCCUAGAGGACUACUUCACCUCCACAGAACCCCAGUAUCAGCCUGGGGAGAACCUAUAGAACCACACACUGAACUGACCCUGGGGGGUGGGGGGUGGGGACGUCAAAACAGAAUGAUCUGCACUAACCGACCUCAGAGGAGCGCCUGUGGGAGGAUCUGAGCCUGUGAAACUCACCUGGGAGGAACUUGAGAUUCUUCUGUGGAAGCAAAACUGAGAUAGAAACUUGCAAAAGUCCCAUCAUGUACCAUGAAGGAACUGCUACAGAAGAACCUGGACGGCCUCCUUUCUGCAAGCACUCACUGUUAACUGACAGUUUUCCUGUAGAAGUGAGAGUCAAGGCUAUAAAGGAGAACUCCCGCUGGACAGACUCUGGCUUUGAUUUGAUCGAGGGACUACACUUGCGGGUAUAUGUUUUUGAGAGGUGCGUCUGAUGUGGGAGGAACCUAAUCAGGAUCUGCAGACGGCGCUAAAGGGAAAAGGAUAAACCUGUCGAAGAGAGAAGGUCAAGGGAGGAUAUUUCAAUCGGACAUGAGCUGUUUAGCAAAACCUCCCUCUUUCCCUCUUCUGUCUUGUCUCUUUAUCCUCGUCUGGUACCUUAUCCGCCCACAGAAGAGCACUGUCACUGUGGCUCAGGUGCCAAAGGAAAUUCUGUCUCUCUUAACGUCCUUUAUGUCCCUUCUGCCCCUUUCCUCCCUUCCUCUAUUUCUGUCUGACUUUCAGUAUCUCUCUCCAGUUUUCUCAAGUGCUGCUUCUUCAAAGUGUCUCCAAAUAACACAGCUCUGGAACUCUACUUUGCAUCUUUAUUUAUAUUUACUUGGACAAUAUGUGGAUUGAGGGUUUGUUCAGUGGCAGACAAAGUUUCCUGAUUUGUCUUUAUUUGUUUUUUAUUUUAUAAUCAAUAGUAUGAACCACUAUCAUGGUAGUGCCAGGGUAAAUGGACUCAACAGGCAGGUUCUGUAACACUGAAAUUGUUAAAUUUAAGGCAUUUCUGUCUUAAACCCUCCUUCUCUUUUCCAGCUGUAUUUCUUGACAAGCUGAAAAGCCAGCUGGAUCCAACCUGGAUGAUUAAAAAUGAUUUUGAUGCAGAUAGUGUUUGAACGCUUGUUUGUUUUGGUUGACCUUGAUUUAACUGGAAAGUUGCAUUGAAAAUAAUCAGCAUGGCUAUAGUGGCACUAAGGAGCAGUUUUAAUAGUCAUCAGCUCAUUUCUUCAGAGGCAUAAAUGGGGUAACUUUCAUCAAACAUUUAUGUGACCUACUAAGAGGCUGAGAUGGCUACCAAACUAAUCAUAUGACCGUCCAACUCGGCACAAAAUGUGAAAACCCUGAGUCUAAAAGCCUUCGUUGUGUGCCAAACAAAUCACAUUUCAUUACUGCUGUCCAUGUAUAUAAUGUUUUUAUUAUCAAGGGGCUUAUAUGGGGUUUUUAGUUCUUAAACACAAAAUUGCUUACUUACAGUUUACAAUAAAACUGCGCCAUCUCCCCAGUAAACAAUCUGUUGUGGUGGUGAGUAAACAGGACAGAUCAACCUGGUACUGUUUGCUGAAGGAUUCAAAAGGUUUUCAUUCACUUUGCAGCUGUUGUGUCCAUAAAAAUAUGCAACCAGGUGGCCCUAAUGAAACUGUAAACCUCUGAUCAGGUAACCCUAAUAAAACUGUGUUUAUGACUUACUAUAAGAGUUGAUUUUAAAACCACUUAGCAUGCGUUUGUGCUGUUCUUCUCUUGAGCAUUGGCUGGGUUUGUAUUUAUGCUGUACUGUACAUCAACAAGUGUAUGUUUACUAUACUCAAGGCUCCGGUGAGGCAAGGGCAUCAUAAACAGACUCCUGAGCAUUUGUGCCAUCAACCUGUAAUUAUUUUUGUUAUCUUACCCUCUGCUGCCAGUUCUCACGGUCAUACUGUACAUACUGUAGCUCUUUAGAGUUGGUUUUUUUGUAUCAUGUAAGCCACUUUCAAAUGGCAGGUAUUUAUGUUGGAUGUCACACAUUUCACAGUGGUUUAGUUUGACGUCGUCGAUGCAGCAACAGUAGAUCUAAAGUUAUAGAUUGAUGUCAACAGAUACUAUGAAACCAGUUAUCAAAAAUAUGAGCCAUGCAGCCAUAGAGAUGAUGAUCCAUGCCCACUAACACCAUGAAAUUAUUAUCCAGUGAGGAAUCCUGAUGGCUAAUGUAACAUUAUAUUGAAUAUUAACAUUCAAUAAUGUGGAUACUUGUAAAACGACAAUGAACAAGGAGUUUGGGUUGUGAUGUGAAAUGAAAAAUGAGGUCAUAGAUGUAAAUAGUAUCUUAAAUGACUGUGACUAUCAUGUAAUUUGUUUUUGUGUCGUUUUUCUUUAAUUGCUCCUCCAUGUGGAGGUUUUUACAGUGCGCCUGCUCCCAAAAUGUUUUAAUAAGAUGCUACUGUAAAUGGUGUUUAAGGAAGGUUUUUUUCUUUUUUAAUAUUGGACUUAAUAUAAAAUCUUAGUGUUUGAAAGCUAUCACAUCUGCAAAAGACAAUUUUAAAUUGGGCUUGAUAUAUAUAAUUUCCAAGAACAUAUCAGCGCUUUCCUCCUUUUUAGAAUGGGAAAUACCCUGUUUGUUCUGAUGCACUGAACCGCCUAUAAGUCUCUGGGACAAUGUGGAAGUUGAUGGGCUCAUGACAAGUAUGAGUAACGCCAAGGUCUGAUUGGAUUCUCUGUGCCAUAUUAAAGAAGUGUUUGGGUGGGUUUUUUUUAAUGCUUUUUUUUUUUUUUUUUAAGAAUCUAUGCAGUUUCGGUCUGGCAUUCCUGCAACUUCAUGGCCAUAUUCUUCUAAAGUCAAAAACGAUGAUCAUAAACCGAAGGUGUGAGCAUUUUUGUAAGGACUUCUUUUGUCUUUUUAUUUUGUUUCCGAUGUAACAGGAUUGAAAUGGGUAUCGUGCCACUUUGUUGAUCUUUAAAUGUGCAAUAAAUUAUAU
This is a messenger RNA of Micropterus salmoides (largemouth bass), 4917 nucleotides long. Its product is annotated as proto-oncogene tyrosine-protein kinase Src-like. Gene Ontology annotation, biological process: cell adhesion; negative regulation of intrinsic apoptotic signaling pathway; negative regulation of extrinsic apoptotic signaling pathway. Gene Ontology annotation, molecular function: non-membrane spanning protein tyrosine kinase activity; growth factor receptor binding; ATP binding. Gene Ontology annotation, cellular component: extrinsic component of cytoplasmic side of plasma membrane. NCBI's taxonomy places the organism in Eukaryota, Metazoa, Chordata, Actinopteri, Centrarchiformes, Centrarchidae. Bases 393 to 2045 code for a protein of 550 amino acids. The transcript has 13 exons. The record is from RefSeq and is a predicted model, not a curated record.